Heterocephalus glaber (naked mole-rat) is the source of this 3786-nucleotide messenger RNA. RefSeq names its product MAP7 domain containing 2 (gene Map7d2). NCBI's taxonomy places the organism in Eukaryota, Metazoa, Chordata, Mammalia, Rodentia, Bathyergidae. Gene Ontology annotation, cellular component: microtubule cytoskeleton. Gene Ontology annotation, biological process: microtubule cytoskeleton organization. The record is from RefSeq and is a predicted model, not a curated record.
GCGCGGGUCUGGUGCGGCGCGGCCGGGCAGUGCGCCUGUGCAGCCGGCGCAUCCCAAUGGAGCGUGGCGGCACUUUCGGGUCGGGAGCCCGCGGUGAGGGGGCUUCGCGGGGCAUUCUGCUCCCCGGGAAGAUGGCCGAGCAGAGCGCGGUGCGGACCUCGCCACUCAGCCACCGUCCUUCGGGCAUGGAUGGAUUUUUAAAAUCAGAUGAGAGGCAAAGACUAGCCAAAGAGAGACGAGAAGAAAGAGAAAAAUGUCUGGCUGCCCGGGAACAGCAGAUCCUAGAAAAACAGAAAAGAGCCAAGCUCCAGUAUGAAAAGCAAAUUGAGGAGCGAUGGCGAAAACUGGAAGAACAGCGGCAGCGGGAGGACCAGAAGAGGGCUGCUGUGGAAGAGAAGAGGAAGCAGAAACUCCGGGAGGAGGAGGAACGGCUAGAAGCGAUGAUGCGCAGGUCCCUGGAGCGCUCACAGCAGCUGGAGCUGAAGAAGAAGUGUUCCUGGGGAACAUCACUGCCUGCAGGGCCCGGAGGACGCGAUGGUGAAUCAGAAAAUACCCCACCCCCUCUAGGUUUAGCAGCCACCACCCUCCCUCCGGAUGCAGGGACCACUUCCGCCGCUGCUGAGUCCACCAACGCAUGUGACAAACUUUCAACAUCAACUAUGAAUUUGCCAAAGCAGCCGGAGCCUCCUAUGAGUAAACGCCUGUCUUCAUCUACCGUGGCAAUAUCCUGUUCCCCUGACCGAGCUCAUCGCACACACCUUAGUCCCAUGGAAAGCUUUCUUGUUAUGCGACUAUUGACACCCACACAGGCUUCUUUAGCCAGAAGCAGAAGUACGUUCAUGUUCUCUGAGCAGGCCAGUGACUCAGCUCCCGCUGGCCCCCUUAAAUCUUCGUUCAACUCUUCUCCCACCCGAACCAUCAAGAGGAAGAAGGCUCCACUUACCUCUGGUGUAGGAGAUGCUGGGAAAGGAGCCCCUGCAGGAGCAGAGGCCUCUCCGACAGAGAAAGUGAAGAGGGGGCAACGAGUGACAACUUCUGUUCCCACUGGGGGCCUUGGGUCCCCACUGAGAAGUUGCGAGCUUCCUGGAGGCAUUCCUAAGAGGUCAUCUUCUCCUGUGAUAUCUAAAACAACUUCAAAAGCAUAUCCACAGUCUCCAAAGACUGUGAAGCCACCAUACCAAGGAUCUCCUGUGAAGUACCGCUUUCCCCCCAUUCCCAGCCAAGAAACACUCAAGAAGAAAUCAGAGAAAGAGAAGAGUAAUAAGGAAAGGGAAAGCACUUCAGGUCCGCAGGCUGCUGGCCCACAAGGAGAAGAAAUCCCAGAGAAGCAUAUGGCAGAGAAGCAUAUGGCAGACAAGCAGGCCACUGAGAAGCAUGUGGUGGACAAGCAGGCCACUGAAAAUCACGAGGCAGACAAACAUGCUACCGAGAAGCAUGUGACGGACAAGCAGGCCACUGAGAAGCAUGCUGCCACAGGAGGGAGGGCCGAGAGCAGUGCAGCUUUGGGGAAGCCCACAGCAGGCACCACUGAUGCAGGAGAAGCUACAAAGAUCCUGGCUGAAAAGAGAAGACAGGCUCGGCUGCAGAAGGAACAGGAGGAGCAAGAACGACUGGAGAAGGAAGAACAGGAGAGGCAGGAGAAAGAGGAAUCAAUAAGAAAGGCAGAGGAGGAAAGGCAGCGCCUAGAAGAAGAAGCCCAUAAGCAAGAAGAGGAACAGAAGCGCCAGGAAGAGGAAGAAAAAAGAAAGGCAGGAGAGGAAGCCAAGCGGAAGGCUGAGGAGGAGCAGUUGCUGAAAGAGAAGCAAGAAAAAGCCAUGAUUGAAAAGCAGAAAGAAGCAUCAGAAGCAAAGGCCCAGGAGGCUGCUAAACAGAUGCGUCUAGAAAGAGAACAAAUAAUGCUGCAGAUUGAGCAGGAGCGACUGGAGAGGAAGAAGAGAAUAGAUGAAAUCAUGAAGAGAACAAGGAAGAGUGACGUGUCUCCAGAAGUGAAGAAAGAAGACCCCAAAGUGGAGAUUCAGCCUGUUGUGUGUGUGGAAAAUAAAAUAAAACCAGUUGUCCCCAACAAAAUAGAACUCAACAGUUUGAACACAUGCCAGGAAAUUAAUGGCGUGGGGCGCACUGCCCCCGAAGCUUUUCCACAAGAUGUUUGCUCUAAUGGGCGUAAACCAGUUGGGGGACUUGUUCAUCUGGGUGCCCUUGAUGGAAAAUCAAACAGUCUGGAUGAUUCAACUGAAGAAGCUCAGUCUAUGGAUGUGAGUCCUGUUUCCAAAGAAGAGUUGAUCUCCAUCCCAGAAUUUUCACCAGUGAGUGAAAUGAUUCCUGGAGUGUCUCUGGACCAAAAUGGAACUGGUAAUGCCCGAGCGCUUCAAGAUCUCUUAGACUUCACUGGUCCCCCGACGUUCCCCAAGAGAUCCAGCGAAAAUCUCAGCAUGGAUGAUUGUAACAAAAACCUUAUCGAGGGAUUUAACAGUCCUGGCCAAGAGACUACUCUGAACACCUUCUGUUGACAAAUGCAACAUCCCUUUAAUGAAAGGUGGUGUUUGGAGCACCCAAGAAGCUGCUGGUAGCCAAAUCCCAGCUGCUGGCUCUCUGAAGAAACUUCUGUCACCCUUAACUGCUGUGAUAUUAGACUGGAAUGUAACUGUAUUCCUAGGUAGUAUGUCAAACACUGGCAUCUCUUGGUAGAAACCUUGAGACUUUUCACCUUAAUGGGCUUUAGCGAAGUUUCACUUACGGUUCUAUUUAGGAGCUUCUGCCGCUACUAAAGCACUGCCUGUCCUUGUCUAUUAUCACAGUGACCCUCUAAGUAACCUGAGUGAUGCUGCCAUGGAAGUUCACUUUGUGGUCGGUCUCUUUCCUGGAGUCAGAGCCCAUAAGCAUUUAGAUGUCUCCUCCUAUAAAUAUUCUAGGCAUUUGCUCAACUCUAGUUAAACAUGUUCUCAGCCUGGGCUGCAUAGCUCCUUUCCUUUGUUUAGAAGGAGAAGAAAUUCAGGAGCUUUUCCCUCUCUGGGCUUUCUCUCUUUAAAAUAUUAUCAAGAAGUCUUUUUAUUCAAGCUUUGCCACCUGCAAAUACAUUGCCCCACAUUAUUCCUUUGGGGUUGAUCAAUUUGAUUGAGUAAGGAAGAAUUAAACAAUGCAUAGUCAUUUCUGUUCUCUUAUGCAUAUUCUUAUAUGCAUGGGCAACUGAAUCAGGCAAGGACCCUUCGUAUUGCCCCUUCAAAUCUCCCACUGUAGUCCCUCCAAAUUAUCAAGUGGUCUUCCUGUUGAAUGACACUGAAUGUGUCUCAUUUGCAGGCGGUUGGUUUGGGGUUUGCUCUUGUUUUCUAUUGGAUCUUGGGGUUUUUCUUUGUUUGCUCCUAUGUUUGCUCAACUGUAAUAAAACCAGGCAUAGAUAAAAAGCAUAGUGCUCUGAAACAAGGGGGCCCAAAAUUGGUCCCAGUAUGUCACUUUAACAGACUAUAACAUUAAAAAAAAAUCUGAAUGGGGAAAAAUAACACUAGAAUGUUUGCCCCACAAAUUUUAUGCCAUAUAAUGCUGUGUUCUCUUUUUUUCUCUCUUCUUGUGGUAAAAUGUGACUUUCAGAUAAAUGACCUCUUCCUUGGAACUUUUGUUUAAACUUGUAAUAAAGGAUUUAGAGAGAACCAUAAUUCUGAGAGAUUUGCAAGUCUCAAUAGUAAUCUCAUUCAUGUGCUUUUAAAGAAGCUACAGUUUAAGAAUUUAUUAGUUAUGAAAACUGUGUAUGUUUGUGUAUGUAUAUAUACUAAAUAAAAUACAUGCCUCUAAUAA